Molecule: messenger RNA, 4116 nt
Organism: Monosiga brevicollis MX1
Lineage: Eukaryota; Choanoflagellata; Craspedida; Salpingoecidae
Exons: 15
Coding region: 1-4116 (1371 amino acids)
Biological process (GO): RNA export from nucleus; protein localization to nuclear inner membrane; transcription-dependent tethering of RNA polymerase II gene DNA at nuclear periphery
Cellular component (GO): nuclear pore inner ring; nuclear pore
Molecular function (GO): structural constituent of nuclear pore
Source: RefSeq, a predicted model, not a curated record
AUGGCGGCGGCCGGGGGCAGUGAGGUGUUGCCGGCGUGUCCGGAUAGCCUCAUUACAAAGGCUCGGGAUACUGUGAUUCAGUUGAACCAUGCUGAUACUCGCUUCAAGAAGAUUAGCACGCUGCUGAGUAACAACGAUGUUUCGGGCAACAGCGAGCGUGACUACAUCCCCGUGAAGCCAGUAGCGCCGCUCGAGCUUCUCAAUUCGCUCGACCCAGAGCUGGUGGACCAAAUUCAGCAGGCACAAGCACAGAGCUUGACCGGUAUUUUCCCCGAGGUCAACCGCGCUUGGCUGACGGUGGACUCUCACAUUUACAUUUGGGACUUUGAUGAUGGCUCUGAUUUGUGUGUCUACCGCGAGCUCCAAGAAGUCAUCGUCGGCGUAGCUCUUGUUCGCCCCAAGCCAGGCGUGUUUGACGCCAAGAUCCAGUACUUGCUGGCGCUGGCUACGCCACUGACAGUUUACUUGGUUGGUGUCGAGUUUACCGGCCGGCCCCACCCAACCAUGCACGGCUGUCAAAUGAAUAUGGACCCCGACGCCCUGCAUCGCGCCUCCACCGACAACGUGGCCAUGACUGCUUUGGUUGGCGGCCCCAACGGUCGUAUUUUUAUGGGGGGAAAUGAUGGCUGCGUCUACGAGCUGCUCUACGAGCGUGGCGAUGGCUGGCUGUUUCGACGCAAGUGUCGCAAGAUCAAUCACAGUCAGGGCUACGUCAAGUACUUUUUGCCCUCGGUCCUCUCUUCGGUGUUUGCCGAUAACACGGAGCAGAUUGAUCAACUGUGCUUUGAUCCCUCCCGCAACGUGCUCUACUCGCGCACACGCAACUUCAUCCAAGCCUUUGUACUUGAGGAAGGCGGCUUGCGCAAGGCUCAGACCCUUUAUGCCGGCCAGGACCGCCUUGACGCUUAUAUCAAGCUCUCGGAUCGACUAAACUUGGGGGCUCUGUACAGCUGCAUGUACUGGUGGCAUAGUCCUCAUGAUAUCACCACGCCGUGUGUGCUUGUCAACACGAACCAUCCACAUGAUGCGGUGGACUGUCCCCUCUAUCCUCAGCACAACCAUGGUCAGAUUAUCUACAUUACACCAGUGCACGCAGAGGACUCCAAUGCCAAGAUUGGCAUCGUCGCCGUCACUGACAAGGGCGCCCGUAUCUACUUUACCACUCGGUUCUCAGAGCAGUUCACCAUCAACACGGGUUUCAAUGCCAUGGCGACCGAAGCGCGUUAUGUCCGCGUUCUAGGCGUUGCUUCAGGGGUGGGCGCAAGCGAUGUCCAGGUUCAACGGGCAUGCUACUCUCAAGGCACGCUGGUCUUGGCUGUGCGCCACUCGCAAGGCCACCGCAUCCUUAUGAUCACCCCACGGCUUUACGAGCUGGCCGUUUGCCUCGACCUUUUUACGCGCAGCCGCAAACAUACACCAAGUCUUCGUGAGGAGGUGACGACAUAUGAGUUUGACUCGGCUUGCAACAUCCUGAGCAUCGCCAAGCGGGAGCGUCGCGAAAGCUAUGCACCCGAGUUCAAUCCACUCGUUACUCAGCAUUUGCCCACGCCAGAGCUCGUGUUUCUAUCGUCAGUGGGAACUUGGUCCUUGCGCGUCGCACGCCCGGUGGAGAAGCUGCGGGCUCGUCUUUUGGAUCGCUCCUUGCCCGAGUCGACCCUGGGCCAAUUUUUCGAGCCCGACACGGGCAUCGGAGCUGCUGGAAGCUCGCUGCGCACGGUCUCCUAUGAUCGUCUGGUGGAUCCUCGCGGUCAGGACCGAGGCCAAACUAUGGAUGACGAGGAGCGCACCAGCCUCAUUCUGUCAGAACAAGUGUUUCGUCGUGAGGCUUGUGCCUCAGCACUGGUUCUUGCCGCUGGCAUUCACAAUCCCGACGUUGGCGCGGUGCAGAGGGCAGCCAUUCAGCUGCUGAAGCGCCAAGGGGGCAGUCCAUUGCAGCUCAAUACGGCCCCGACUUCAUCCAGUGCCACUUCGAUCGGUGUCGCGGCUGGAACUUCAUUCGUGCUGCAUUCGGGUCUUCAUGAUGCCGCCGCGCAGUUCUUUAGCCGCCUUGUUCGGGAGAUCUGGACGGAUCGUAUGGUGAUUAGCCGCAGCAACACGCCUGCGCUGUAUGCCAAGCAUCGCCUGGCCACACUGGAACAAGUGAGCGACGGCAUUGGCCGUCUGCUGACGGCUUUUGCCACCAUCUGUGGGGCUGACUUGGAUACGGUCGGACGCUACCUGGCCACCGGCGUGGAGGAUGCACAAGGCGAAGAGGUGCGCUCGCUCUAUGCGCUCUACUCGGUAAUGCAGAUGGCCAAUGAGGCUAUCCAGUUGUGGUACAUCUUCUGUGAGGAGCCGCGACGCUUGCCCGACGUGACGGCGCACCUGACGCCCGCUGAGCGUGAGCGUCUCAAGGCCUGUGACUUUUGCACAUUUGCUUCAAGCGAGGAUGGCGAGCAGCUGGCCAAGUCGAUGAUCGAGAAGCUUCUGGCGCAGAUUGGUCAGGGCAGCUCAGAGGGCCACAUCAAUCACACCAACAUGUGUCAACGCCUGCACGACUGUGCCCCAUCUUUCUUCCGGUUGGACGACAAGCUGCGCGCCGAGGCCCUGGAGCUUUUGGGCUUGGCCGCGGUGGGCGAUGGAAACCGCAAGUUGCUGGACGAGGCGCUGAAAAUCUUUUUGGAUGUGCAGCGUCGCUUUGAGACAACCGAGGAGCUGGAGCAACUGACCAACAAGUUUGUUGCACAGCAGGCCUGGGAACAGGCAACGCGAUUGGUGUUGGGUGCGGUGCGCAUUCCCCGCCUGCACGCCCGCCGGCACGCCGGCCUCAAGGCCGACGUUCAGUUUGAUGCAAGCGUGCUCCAGGAACGCCAGCGCUGUCAUGCCGCGCUGGUACACCCGGCAACUGGCGUGCUCAGUCAUUUGUACGCAGCCAUUCAACAAGCCGAGGGCGAGGCUCAGGCGCGGCUACGGGCUGCCCUGGACAAGAUCUUCCGCUUGGUGUUGCUGGCCGACGAUGAGUUGCUCGAGUAUGCGCUCUUCGACUGGCUCUUGGCCAAGCACGAGGACACUUGGCUUGUCGAGCUCGAGUCACCGCGAGUUGAGACGUAUCUUCAGGAGCGCCGCAAGCAGCUGGCAGACGGCGGACUCGCCGUGGCCGAGCAAUCGGCAUUGCGCGAAUGCGAGGAGCUUUUGUUUCGUCACUAUCGCCACCGCCAGCGCUUCGCAGAUGCGGGUCGCCUGUGCGCUCGCCUGGCAGAUGCCGACUUUGCAGAUUUGACUCUCGAGGAUCGGCACAAGUUUUUGGCGUCGGCCAUCAAAGCGCUGGAGGCGGCACAUCCUCGAACGGCCCAAAUCAGCGAGUGGCUCCGAGAGCUGCUCGAUCGCCGUGAGGUGGCGCAAAUUCAAGUGCACAUGUGCGAGCGGCUGCGCCAGUUGCCGGAGGAGCGUGCCUUGAGUCCAGAUGAGUUGGCGCAGGUGCAAGCCGAUCUGAAGACGCUGAGCACGCGACUCUUCCCAUUGGAAGACUUGUACGAGAAUUUUGCCGUGCCCCACAACCUGCACGAGUGCAUUCUGGCCAUGUUGCACGUCGCAGGCAACCUGCAGCACUUGGAACACGUGUGGAUUGACGUGAUUGAGGACAAGGCCCGCAUUGCGCUGGCCUCUGUUGAGCGGGCGCAAGUUUUGCAGGCGCUGGCCUAUGAAGUGGCGCGUAUCAUCGAACCUUACCAUCAACAUGGUGCAAGCGUCCCUCUUCGUACCAUUGUGCGGCGGUUGGAAGAGUUUGCAGCCAAGUUGUUGCACGAUCGUGAUUUGGUCAAUGACAUGGUGGUGGCAGAAGCGCUACACGAGGUGGCUGGCCUGUCUUGGGCCGAGUUGUACGAGGUGUAUGCUGGACUCUGCAAAACCCAGGACCAAUAUCACUGGAUUCAUUUGGGUCGACACCUGCAUCUUCUCAACAUUAUCUGCACGAUUCUGCACCGAUGGCGCGAGGCAGAGCAAUCCGUGCCGGGCCAACGUCCCUCGGGGACUCUGCGAGCUGUGCUGAGUCAGGAUUUGGCCGGUUACAAGGUCGAGGCCAAGCGUUUGGAAAGCCAGGAGCUGAUGCAGCGUCUGGCUGCGCUCGAGGGCUUUUAG